Messenger RNA from Zygotorulaspora mrakii, 831 nucleotides. RefSeq names its product isopentenyl-diphosphate delta-isomerase IDI1 (gene IDI1). The record is from RefSeq and is a predicted model, not a curated record. NCBI's taxonomy places the organism in Eukaryota, Fungi, Ascomycota, Saccharomycetes, Saccharomycetales, Saccharomycetaceae. Gene Ontology annotation, biological process: isoprenoid biosynthetic process; isopentenyl diphosphate biosynthetic process. Gene Ontology annotation, molecular function: isopentenyl-diphosphate delta-isomerase activity. The transcript has a single exon. Gene Ontology annotation, cellular component: cytoplasm. The coding region runs from base 1 to 831 and encodes 276 amino acids.
AUGUCAAAAUAUGCUAAGCUAGUAGAAGGCUUGACUGGAACAGAGAUUUUGGAAAAGUUUCCAGACGUGAUACCUCUGCAAAAAAGGCCUAACACUAAAUCAAGUGAGUCGAGUUCGGAUGACGUUAGCGAUAAGGUGUUCUCAGGCCAUGACGAGGAGCAGAUAAGGCUCAUGAAUGAAAAUUGCAUUGUUUUGGACUGGAACGACGAGGCAAUUGGCGCUGGCACAAAGAAAUUGUGCCAUUUAAUGAGCAAUAUUGAAAAGGGACUGUUGCAUCGUGCGUUCUCUGCAUUCGUAUUCAACAAUGAGAAAAAAUUGCUGUUGCAACAGCGGGCCUCCGAGAAGAUUACGUUUCCAGAUCUGUGGACAAACACUUGUUGUUCCCAUCCGCUGUGUGUUGAUGACGAGAUAGGUUUGGAGGGAAGUCUGGAGGUGAAAGUUGAAGGUGCUAUUACUGCGGCUGUCAGAAAAUUGGACCACGAAUUGGGUAUUCCGCAAGAAGAAACUCUGAAAAAUGGUAAAUUUCAUUUCUUGAACCGAAUCCACUAUAUGGCACCCAGUAACGAUCCAUGGGGUGAGCACGAAAUUGAUUACAUUCUGUUCUAUAAGCUGAAUGAUGCGCAGCAACUAACCGUGGACCCCAACUUGAAUGAGGUGCGUGAUUUUGAAUGGGUCGAUGCUGAAACUUUAAAGGCAAUGUUCAAGGAUCCAAGCUUGAAAUUUACACCAUGGUUCAAACUGAUCUGCGAAAGCUAUUUAUUUAAAUGGUGGGAUCAACUUGAUAACUUAACUUCAGUGGAAAACGAUACCAAAAUUCACAGAAUGCUUUAA